CUAGAGGCGGUCAUUCCGUAUUUCAAUUGCCGUGGGUUGGUUGGAUUGCAUGAGUACGAAGUUUUUUCAUAUAUAAGUCAUGUUAUGCUACAUAAAAAAGCACGAAAUAAAUGCCAAAACCAUUAAUUUAGCGUUCUCUGUUUUGUAGUGUACACGUUGGCUCUGUUGUUGCUUUGUAAUUUGAUCUUUGAUCCCAACAACUGUAGUAAAGCUCAACGAAAUGUCAAGUCACAGUGCUUCAUGCUCAAGUGACAUUUCAGUCGACCUAACCGAUGCCUUUCGAAGUAUGAUACUGAACAAGCGUUUCGUCUUGUGGGAUGAUUUUGAAAGCGCCUUAAAAGAGUUCCAAAAAGUAUGGAAUUAUAAUUUUAUCGCUUCUCAGACUACUUAUACUCGUUACAUCCACACAGAAAGCAGAUUGCUGAAGGAUGUGAGGUUCAAAAACCUGUUUGUAUCGUUUAAUUGUACGUUUGGUCAUAAGAGGAAAUCGGAAGGUUUGAAAAUGAGGCAAAAAUCGUCUAAAUUUCGUGUAAGACUAGAGGAGCAAGGAUAUGUCAUCAAAUCCUACAACAUGCUCCACAAUCAUCCAUGUAGUAGUUCAUGGAUGGUAUGUGAUCCAUUGACAAGGAGAUUAUCGUCAGAAGAAAAAGAGAACUUGAAGCCCGUAAUACUUCACUGUGAGUCAGCAGAUGAAGUUAUCGAAGAUCAAGUGAUAGCCGCAAGAUCUUAUAAAUAUAAUGCUCCACAGCGUCUUACACCCCUGCUAAACAUUUUGACCCCAUUCGCUAGAUCAAAAUUGUUAUACGAACUUAAACAAAUGCGUUUUGUCUACAUGGAAUAUGAAAGCGGUGAUUGGUUGUUUAUGGUUGAUCGCGGACAACAUUAUGAAGUUGAUAUAAGCAUUUGUCAAUGCAAUUGUAGCACGUUUAUGAUGUGCCGAUAUCCCUGCCGUCACAUGCUACUUGCCUGCGUUAAAAGACGAAAUCUUACAGGUAAGCUAUAUCAAUUAUGAAGUACUAACUGCAUAGCUCAUCAACUUCUUAGGUAUUGUAGCAGAUGGAAGUUACAUAAUACCCAGAACUUCCAAAAUUAUACAUUAACUGCAUUAACACGACGGAGUGAAGUGUAUAUAAGUAUUCAACGAAGUCAAAGAAUCCAUAAGCAACGCAUCAUUGAGAAGUAUGGUGAACGUUUUGCAACGGAAGUUGAGAAGAAGGUGGACAAUUAUUACUUAAGAAUUCUUAAUACCAACUUGUAAACUUGAUUUUCUGCUUUAGCAGCAAUGAUUAUUCAAUAAACUGUCAUAAU
This is a messenger RNA of Schistosoma intercalatum, 1308 nucleotides long. The record is from the annotation of a GenBank genome assembly. Lineage: Eukaryota; Metazoa; Platyhelminthes; Trematoda; Strigeidida; Schistosomatidae.